Messenger RNA from Guillardia theta CCMP2712, 760 nucleotides. RefSeq lists its product as hypothetical. NCBI's taxonomy places the organism in Eukaryota, Cryptophyceae, Pyrenomonadales, Geminigeraceae. The record is from RefSeq and is a predicted model, not a curated record. The annotation marks the transcript as partial. The transcript has a single exon.
AAGAAGACAAUUGCGGCGACUGGAAGGGUGCGAGAAUACAAAGAAUGCUUCGUUGGAAUGCAGCGAUGCGGCAAUGCUUAGUUGAUGCGCAUUGAACAGCAAGUUUCAAACAACUCGCCUUGACUUUGUGUCUCCAAGAGCAAGGAGUCCUCGAAAGAUUUCGAGAUGUCGGGACACCAGGAUUCUAAAACCCCGCAUCUCCCUCAAGAAAUAGUCAAGAAUAUCAGCAGUGGGCUGUCGGCAAACGCGCUUCUAGCCCUUCAAAGGAGUCAAGAGGCGAUAUCCACCCUGUCUGGUAUGGAAAAGGCAGCAACAACUGCUCCGAUGGCCACCGUACCACCCCAAGUCCCUUCGUUGACGGAUAUGGGGAUCUCGGGUUUGCUGCAAGCAACACGGUUUCCAAAUCUUGCACCACAGAACUUCUUCCUCAACCCGACUGCCCCUCCUCUCCAUCCUGUGCAGAUCGUUCCCUACCUUGCAAGCCCUCAGGUGAGCGCGCUGCAGUCCAACCAGCUCUCGGAGCUCCGGCAGCAACAGGAAGAUCAAGGGAGGAGACAGAUGCUUAACCUCAACUUCGCGCCGAGCAGCCCGAAUGUAAUUGAGCAGAGGCUCAGGGACUUCUUUCAACUGCAGAUCUCUACUGGAAAGAUCAGGGCAGACAAUGGAAUAAUUCUGCUCCAAGAAAGCUUUCCGGACGGGACAAGGACCUUCUGGAGAGCAAUCAAAGAGACAGUUUUUCAGCCGGUCUAUGGCGAGAAUG